Pistacia vera is the source of this 1245-nucleotide messenger RNA. RefSeq names its product transcriptional regulator SUPERMAN-like. The record is from RefSeq and is a predicted model, not a curated record. Lineage: Eukaryota; Viridiplantae; Streptophyta; Magnoliopsida; Sapindales; Anacardiaceae. Bases 175 to 720 code for a protein of 181 amino acids. The transcript has a single exon.
UCUCUCUCAAAAUUCACAUAGGUAAUGACUAUGUCGUUUAUUUGUCUCUACUUGUCUCACCUAAGCAUCCUUCUCAUCUCUUUCUCAUCGCUAUAACAUCCUCUCUCUCUUUCAAUUCCUUCCUCCAGAAGAAACGUACGUUUUGAGUGAAAUUUAUAAUUUAAGUCUUGUGUCAUGGAAUCCAACCCUCAAGAAGAUUCAAAAAGCUCAAGCGAAGAAACUGAUCGACCAGAGCAAGCAAACGAUGAUAUGGGCACUGGCCGAUCCUACGAGUGUGUCUUUUGCAAGAGAGGUUUCACUACGGCUCAGGCCUUGGGUGGGCACAUGAAUAUUCAUAGAAAAGAUAGAGCAAAGAACAGGCCUACGUCACUUCCUUCUUCAAUUUCGGGUAAAGCGGAUCAUGAGAGUUAUGCAAAUUCUAUAUCCUAUGCGACUGUCCAAAGCUACCCACCUCAUUAUGCUAUGGCUCCUGAGGUACACUAUCAAACAUUUUUUCCGGCAUCAUCGUGGGCUGAGAGACCGCUCCCUACGCAUCAUAGCAAUGACUACUCUUAUGGAAGAAAUCCACAACAUAUGAAUCCAUUUGGAGAUGAUAUUUCGCGAGGAAAUCUCGGCUUGAGAGUCGGCCCUUCCCAUGUAGCUGAUGAGAAAGAUAAGAGAGUAGGCACAAGUGAAGAAGAUGAACUAGAUUUGGAGCUUCGACUUGGUCAUGAUCCGUAGUAUUUUAUUACAUAUAUAUAAUAUCUAUGAGUUAUAUAUAUGUAGUGGUAUUUGUCAUCUUGUACAGAUGUGAAUUGCUUAAGAAAUUCGAUGUUUCUUAUGUGGGAAAGAUUCAAGAUUGUGAAUAAGUUCGUAUAUUUUUCGCCUCAAUAAGUAUGUUUAAGCAAAUCUUUAUGCAAUUUCAGUUGGUUGAGGACAUGGAAGGAGAAGUGAUAAGAUGAAUGCUUUCACAGAUGCGAUUUCCCGGAAGGAAGACAUGGGAACUGAUUCUAUAUCAACUACCAGCUACAGAUUUUGAAGGUAGCUUUUGUUUCCUCCGUCUAUUGUACGCAUUAAAGCCUUAUUUCAUUAGGGUUUUGUUUGAUGUUCUUCUUUUGUUAUGCACUCGCUAGUAUCUUUUUUCCCCUACUUUGAUCUGGUUCAUACUAGACUAAGAAGAAUUUUGUAUAAUUUCAAGUUUGAUGAAGUUCGAUUCUCUUAUGAUCGAUAUGAUAGCAAUACCGAUAAUCAGAAUUUUCUCUUUCA